AUGGAGAAGGAAGACGACCUUGCCUUUGCCCUGUCCAUGGCCAACUUGGGCUCCGGCCGAGUCUCCCAAGAAGAGGACGAGAGUACGGUGACGCUGGCUCAGGAGAUCAAGCGACUGGCAGCCAAGUAUGGCCCGGAGCGAUUCACCGAGACCUCGCUGGGCUUCAAGCUCGCCUUCGUGAGCGCGGAGGUCAAUGUGGUGGUGGAGGUGGAGCUGGACACUAUGAUGUACCUCGAAGACGAUCCGCCACAGUUCAAGGUUUGGCUUCAUGUGAACCCGGUGCAAAGCAAUGGGGCGCACGUGGGCGGUGCUGAUUGCAGGGAGCUGCGCUCGCUCCUCGAAGAAUACGCCGAGGAUUGGAUGGUCGAGGAGAUGCCCAUUCUCGAGCGACUCAUGGAUGCCGUGCGCGACUGGCUGUUCUGGAAGACCGAAGACGCCCAGUUCGCCCCGCCAGCGCCGGCACCGCGGGCGACUUCGCCGGGCAAGGCCGGUGCCAGUGCCGCUGCCGGUGCGGGCUUCAGCGACCACAAGGAGAAGAAGGCCAAGGAGGAGCAGAAGAAGCAGAAGGCCGCCGCCAAGCCCAAGCCCACACCCAAGCCCAAGCCGGCACCCCAACGAGUUGCCUACACUCCGGUCUAUCAGCCGCCUGUCUAUCGACCGCCCCCUGUCUACCAGACGCCCUGGAACUACGUCGCUCCCCGCAAUCCUCCGCCGGCUCCCGACAUGACUGCGGUCCGCACGCGGUUUGAGGGGCUCUACGGGCGGCCGCUGUCGGCCGACUUCCUCGAGACCUGGAACCUGCCCUCGUAUGGCGCGGGCGCUCCGCCACGCGACCACAACCGGGACAAGUUCAUCGACCGACCGGAGACCGAGUGCGACGAGGAGACGCUGAUCAAGAUCGAGGAGGCCUACGUCAACGAGAACCGCAUUCUGAGCAUCACCAACAAGGGCGUCCCUGCGCUCCCGAUCGAGCUCAUGGGCCGCUUGACGACGCUCACCGAGCUCAAUCUGCACAACAACAAGCUCUCGGCGCUUCCCGUCACCAUCUGCCAGUUGUCCAGCCUCACCAAGCUGUACGCGUCGUUCAACCAGAUCACCGAAUUCCCGGCGGAGCUUACUGUUCUCCCUCAGCUGCUCAAUCUGGACCUGUCCCACAACAAAGCGUCGGAUGUAACCUGUUCAUUCCCCGCCGCCGCGGCGGUUAGGUUGAUCACGAUGCCGCCGCAGGUGGACCAGAUGACAACCCUGCAGAUCCUCGAACUCAACCACAACCAAAUUCGCGGCCUUCCUCCCCAGAUGGGCGAAAUGCCGAGCCUGCGCAAGCUGUACCUGAACAACAACAAGAUCAUGUUCGUACCGACCGAGCUGGGCUAUCUGCCCAAGCUCACUCUGCUGCGCCUGAGCCACAACCCGAUCAAGAACCUGCCGGUCGACGAGUACCAGCAGGGCACGGCCAAGACGCUUGAGUUCCUGCGCACGGCCGGCCCCGGCGUGGAGACCGGCCGGCAGCUGAAGAACUUCGCCUUUGUCAAGGAGUUCAGCGACGUGGAGUUCAUCGUCGGCUCGGAGGUCUUCCCGGCUCACAAGGUGGUGUUGUGCGCGCGAUCGCCGGUGCUGCGCGUGUUGCUGCAUUCCAUGUCGGAGUCGGAGUCGGCGAGCGGGGUGGUGGAGUUGCGACCACCCGCUGAGCUGAGCCAUAUUCCCGUCGACGUGUUCCGAGAGUUCAUCGGCUACCUCUACCGCGACACUGUCGAGAAGGAUAAGCUCAAGCGGCUCGAGGAGAUGUGCAAGCGCCUCAAGUUCGGCUACGUCGUGGUCCGCGAGUCCACCUUUGCCCAGGACUUUGGCGUGUUGAUGGAGGAGCCCAUGCGGUAUUCGGACGUUUCGUUCCUGGUCGAGGGGGUCCCGAUCAAGGCCCACAAGGUGUUCCUGGCGGCCAGUUCGGAGUACUUCAAGGGCAUGUUCACCUCCGGCCUCAAAGAGGCCCAGCAAGACGAGAUCGAAUUGCCUCACGUCCGAGAACCCAUCUUCCGGGCCAUUCGAGAGUACUGCUACACGGGCGACGUGGAGGAGAUCACGGGCGACACCGCCGUCGACCUGCUCGGGGCCUCGUGCGCGUACACUCUGCCCCGGCUCAAGAUGAUCGUCGAGUCGCUGCUGGGCUACUCGCUCGACGUGGACAACGUGGCGUGCCUCUACCCCGUGGCGGUCAUGUACGAGGCGCAGGUGCUGGAGCGGGCCUGUGAGUUCUUCAUGGCCCAGUUCCUGGCGCAGGUGAAGGCCACCGAGGCCUGGGCCGAUCUGCCGCCCGAGCUCAAGGCCAAGGUCGAGGAGCAGACCAUCAAGUGGGGCCUGAACAAGAACAAGAAGUGGUGA
This is a messenger RNA of Acanthamoeba castellanii str. Neff, 2376 nucleotides long. RefSeq names its product Leucine Rich Repeat and BTB/POZ domain containing protein. The record is from RefSeq and is a predicted model, not a curated record. The coding region runs from base 1 to 2376 and encodes 791 amino acids. The transcript is spliced from 16 exons. Lineage: Eukaryota; Discosea; Longamoebia; Acanthamoebidae. Gene Ontology annotation, molecular function: protein binding.